AUGACGGUAGCAGACAGAAUCAACUCGCUCGCUCAACAGCUUGCCGAGCUAUCCGCCGAACUACAUGGCAAUCCCGAGCAUUUCAUAGCCUGCAAUGAUGAGCUCACUGACCUGGCGCAAGCCUCUGCUAAGCUUCUUGGUUCUAUCCAGAGCCCAUCAAUGUAUAUCAAUAGCAUGAUUACACAAAUGGCGCACUUUACCGCUCUGCGAUUGUUUAUCGAGUGGGGAGUGUUCGACGCGAUUCCCAAUCAAGACUUUAUCUCGCUUGAAAAGCUGGCCAAGAAGGUCAACGUCGAUGUGCAGGUUAUUACCCGUUUCUCCCGCAUUCUAGUUGCCCAGGGAGCGCUCAAACAAGACGGAACAAAGAGCCUUGCGCACACCACGACUUCCAUGAUGUUCAUUCGUGAAAGCCCUAUGAACUCUUUGAUUAGAAUGGGAUACGAUAUGCAUCUGAAGUCUUGCUCUCAUAUUGUCUCCUUCUUUGAGAAGUAUGGUACUAAAGAGCCCCAGGGUCGCCUUGGAACAAUGUUUGCCUUCGCUUGUGGUGAUACUAACCUGACUGUCUGGGAACACUUGGACCGGAAUCCCGAGACGAUGAAGAACUUCAUGAUCAGUAUGGUAGCCAUGAGCCAAAGGCUGUCAAUUACUGGAUCAUACGACUUCAGCUGGGUCCUAAGUCCGAAGUACAAAGAAAGGACUCUCAUUGUCGAUGUGGGAGGAGGAAAAGGUCAUGCCCUACAGGCCAUAUACGAUGUUACCCCAGGACUUCCAAUGGAUCGAUGUGUUGUGCAGGAUUUGGACGUGGUAGUCACAGAGUCCAAAAAGGUUGCGGAGAACCCUUUGAGUCAGGCACAAUUCGUUUCAUCUGACUUUCAUCAGUCUCAACCUACGAAGGGGGCUCUCAUUUACUACAUUCGACGUUGUCUCCAUGACUACGGCGACUCAGAUUGCGUGGAGAUACUCCAGCAUAUACAAAAAUCCAUGGCUGACGACAGUAAACUUAUCAUUGCCGAGCAGAUUCUAAGCGAUCAACCAUCCUUAGUGGCAUCCGCCACAGAUAUAUACAUGCUGACACUAGGUGGCAAAGAGCGAACUUUGGAUGGCUUCCGGGCUAUCACAGCUGACGCAGGGCUGGAGAUUGUUGAAGUUUAUGGUACUGGGGACAAUGACUUGGCUUUGAUCGAAUGCAGGAAGCUUUAA
Clonostachys byssicola is the source of this 1200-nucleotide messenger RNA. The record is from the annotation of a GenBank genome assembly. Lineage: Eukaryota; Fungi; Ascomycota; Sordariomycetes; Hypocreales; Bionectriaceae.